GGUAGGAACCUUUCUCUUGGUUCCGGCAGCCAUGGCAGCGGAGGCAGACGUGGAUCUUGAUCUAGAAGCGGAGGAAAACUGUACCGGGAAGCCUGCGGAGAAACCCCGCAAACAUGACAGCGGGGCCGCGGACCUGGAGAGAGUCACUGACUAUGCGGAGGAGAAAGAGAUCUCCAGCUCCGACCUGCAAACGGCGAUGUCAGUGAUUGGAGACAGAAGGUCCCGGGAGCAGAAAGCCAAGCAAGAGAGGGAGAAGGAGCUGGCCAAAGUCACCAUCAAAAAGGAAGACGUGGAACUGAUCAUGUCAGAGAUGGAAAUUUCGAGGGCGGUGGCAGAACGCAGCCUGAGGGAACAUCUGGGGAACGUGGGGAAGGCCCUGGUGGCACUGACAGACUGAUAACCCCCCCCAUCACCUGGUUAAAUAAAGUUUUCAUCUCUGCUUGUUUAUAAAA
Oryzias melastigma (Indian medaka) is the source of this 452-nucleotide messenger RNA. It is a transcript of the gene hypk, whose product is annotated as huntingtin interacting protein K. NCBI's taxonomy places the organism in Eukaryota, Metazoa, Chordata, Actinopteri, Beloniformes, Adrianichthyidae. Gene Ontology annotation, biological process: protein stabilization; negative regulation of apoptotic process. The record is from RefSeq and is a predicted model, not a curated record. The transcript has 4 exons. Bases 32 to 397 code for a protein of 121 amino acids.